UGCUGCUGAUAGAAGCCUUCACUAUCCUACUCCAGAGUUUAUUUUCUUAAUUAUUAGGACAAAGUUUGUGUGAAAAAUGUUUUCUCCUAAACCCCCGAAGCCGACAUUCAAGUCUUACCUUUCUCCACUUCAGACUGAUGUGAAGAAAUGUAUUCCAGUAACCACCAAGAAACUUGAAGCAAGACUCUUACCUGGAGAGAUCGUGGUGAACGAGGCCAACUUUGUGAGGAAGUGCAUCGGGUUAGACAGCAGUCAGGACGACCUGUGGGGAAAGCUCAUUUGCACCAACUUCAAGGUCUCCUUUGUUACCCAUGAUUCUCUGCCACAACAGAGGUUCCAGUGUGUCCAUCGCCUGCUGGGAGAUCAUGAUAUUCCUCUGGCAUGUGUUGAGCAGGCAGUUACUGUGAAUGAUGCUAAGGGGAAGCAGAAGGUUCUGGGCUCCAAUAAGAAGCUAAAGUUCAAUCCCACCGAGUUAAUACUCUACUGCAAGGAUUUCCGCAUUGUCCGCUUCCGCUUCGACGAGGCCGGGCCCGAGAGUUCCAAGAGGGUCUGCCUCGCCAUUGCCCACUACUCCCACCCAGCCGACACCCAGCUAUUGUUCGGCUUUGAGUACGUUGGCACCCGCUUCCACGGCUCCUUAGGUGAGAAGGUGAAUGGAGUGGACCCUGGUUUGGGCGUGCAAACACCAAUGUUUGACUGCUCGUCCGACUGGGACAGAGAGAUCAAACGCACUGGUGCUUCAGAAUGGAGAGUGUGCGCCAUCAAUGAGGACUAUCUGAUCUCCCCCAGUCUCCCAGAGUUCUUUGUGGUUCCGUCUUCAUUGGCAGAUCAGGACCUGAAGCAUUACGCCUGUUACUUCAGUUCUCAGCGCAUCCCUUUAUGGUGCUGGAAUCACCCCAAUGGGAGCGCCCUGGUUCGAAUGUCCAGCAUCACCGAUCCCCAACAGCAGAGGAAGCUAGAUCAGAGGAUUUGCAAUGCAGUAAUUAAAAGCCACCCGCUGCGCAGCAAUGUCCAGAAGACAGAUUUGGACAAGAGUCUGCCGAAUAUUCAGGAAAUCCAGGCUGCUCUAGUGAAAAUGCGGCAGAUCUGUGUGAUCGAUCCUUUUGAGGAGUCUGAGGAGAGGUGGAUGUCCUCCAUAGAAAGCUCUCGAUGGAUGGAAUAUGUUAGAGCAUUUUUGAUGCAUGCAGUGGAGGUCGUCUACAUCCUGGAGGGGAAACAAAGCUCUGUCAUUCUGCAAGAGGAAGAGGACAGGGAUCUGAGCUGUGUGAUCUCAUCUCUGGUCCAGUUGAUGUGUGACCCUCAUUGCCGGAGUCUGGCGGGUUUCCAGGGCUUGGUGCAGAAGGAGUGGGUGAUGGCUGGCCAUCGCUUUCUCGAUCGCUGCAAUCAUCUGAAGAAGAACGACAAGGAAGAGUCUCCUCUGUUCCUGCUGUUCCUCAACUGUGUAUGGCAGAUAAUGGAGCAGUACCCGGCAGCGUUUGAGUUCACAGAGAUGUAUCUGACCGUGCUAUGUGACAGCAUGUGGGUGCCCAUGUUCAGCACCUUCCUCUUCAACUGCCCACAGCAGAGAGAUGAACACAGCAGGGAUUUUGCCCUGAGUAAGUGCAUUUCAUUGGGGAAGGACAAGGCUCUGCGUUUCCCUCCUGUGUGGGACUGGUCUCAACAAUUCAACCUGAAAGAUCAGGCCCUUUUUAACAACCCUCUGUAUGUGGGCAAAAGUGCCCCCUGUGUGCACAACGGCACAGUGCGGACCUUCACAAGCAGACGCAGCAAGAAGAACUACAGCUCCACACUGCGAGGCCUGCCUUCAGAUCUGAAGAACGGUGGAUUCGCCGAGCUUGCGACUCUCACACGCCGCAAUUCUUUGAUGCCACGACUACGAUCCGACUUGGUUCAGAUGCCAGAGAAGCAGGAGAGCCCUGCCGAGCGCUUCCUCCACGACUGGCUCUCGAGACCAGCCGACCUGCAGGGUAUGUUGCUGCCCCAACUCCUGCCUUCCCACCUGCCCCUGUGGAAGCUCUACUUCCUGCGCUGGGUCCCCGAGGCUCAGAUCCCCAAAGGCGGCUCCAUCACUUCCUUCCACAAGCUCUCGCUGCUCGUGGACGAGAUCGAAAUGCUCCAGAACCAGCUGAGGCGGUACACGGGAGGGACGACUCCAGCUCUCAGCCCAUCUAGUCCCCAGGUUGGCAGGAUGUACUUUAAAACAGGAUUAUCUCCUGGAGAGUCUCCCGCUCCGGAUUACCUCAGCUCCUCUUUUCCUUUCUCCCCCAUGGGGAAUCUGUGUCGACGCAGCGUGUUGGGAACUCCCUUGAGUAAGUUCCUUAACGGAGCCAAGAUCUGGCUGUCUACUGAGACGCUGGCCAAUGAAAGUCUCUAGACUUUUGUAACCCCUAAUUCAGAAGCCACUAACAUGUCAUGUUCACACUGGUUUAUUUGGUUUGGGUUUUCUUUUCCGGAACUUUGGAAUCUUCUAGCUCCAAAUGCAGACAAAAUGAUGUUGGGAUUGCUGUGUUUUUACAAGGGAAAAGAUGGUGAAAAGUUAAAACUGUUGAACUGUUUGUGCAGGCAUGGACAAAGCUUGAAUAAUUCUGUCUGAACUGGACUGCUAAAGGUCCAGCUUUCUCUCUCUCUCUCUCUCUCUCUCUCUCUCUCUCUCUCUGUGCUGUUGUGAUUAACUAAAGCACUUGAGAUUAUUUAGACUCUUGUUUAGACUAAAUAAUGACAUGAUCCUUGGUGGAGUGUGGUGUUUUUUUAUGUGACUUGAUUGCACAAUUCUUGUAGAAUGUCAUGUAGAGCUGACUUAUCUAAUUUUUUUAUUAAUACCUGUCUAAUAAUUCUUUUUUAUAAAGAUUGACGUGUAGAUAAUAUAAUUGCGGCUGCAUUCCCAAUACAACCCUCUCUGUCUGUGUAGGAACUGAAAUAAUUGCAGUUGGUUAAAUUCUGGCUGCACAGAGCAGAGUUCAUCCCUAACAGUUAUUUAAUUGGCUAAUAAAUUGAUUCAUCUCUGGUUUAUCAUCAGGUGGUAAAAAUGCAUUCUAGCCCUGACUGCCAGGAAGCUGAAAUGUUUUAGUCGAUCUAGCUCUGCUGCCCAGGAGCAGAGAUCAUUGUGAUUUGUUCAUUACUGACCAGCAAGGAGCAUAAAUUAUAAUGAUUAGUUCAUUUCUGGCUGGCUAGGAGCACAGAUGCUUGUCAGAGUGUUAUCUUUGUCUGCCAGCAUGCAGAAACAAAUCUGAUUGGGUAGCUUAUACCUGCCAGUAAGCAAAAAAAGGUGCCUGGUUAGGUCGUUUCUGACUGCCAGUGAGCAGAAGCAAGUCUAAUUUGCUCAUUUCUGGCUGCCCAGGAUCCAAAGAAAUCUCUAACGCUUCAGCUCUGGCUGGCUUGGAGCAGAAAUUAAUCUGAGGGUGUCACCUCGGGUCUCAUUGGAGCAAAAAUCAUUUCGGAGUUGGAUUAUAAAGCAAAUUUAAAUGUGACUUUUUGUAGUGAUGUUUCUAGCCAGUGCUGAUCGUUUUCCUGCCCUGUGUGCAGUUUUGGCAUUAGGGACACAGGACUGUAAAUGAAUUCUGUGGUAGAAGAUCUUAACACUUUUUAUUUUAGUGUGUAUAUAGACUUUCUGAAAGACCUUCUGGUAAGGUCUGACUGUAGCUAGCUUUGUUCAUAUGGAGAAUUAAAUGGGUAAAGUCAGGGAUUACCCACAUUAACCCCCAAAACACAGGAGACAGCUGUGUGCACAUGGCAAUAUCUUACAUGCUAGCUGGCCUUGUAUGUCAGAUUCCUUUGCUAUUGACUGACUACUGAUACAGCCAGUCAGCUGGUCGGUUUGGUACAGCAGUCAAGCGCACAGUAUUCUUUUAGGCACAUAGUUAAUUAGCUUUAGAUUAUAAGGGAGGUUGAGGGUUCACUUGGGAAAACAGCACUUGUUACCUCCUUUUACUUUUAGACUUUAAAAAAGCUUGGACGUUUCAUUUAAAUUGAAUUUUAUUGUAUAGUUUUACUUUUUUUUUAUCCUAUAAAGGUACUGUUGUUUUCACCCUUUAAUCAAUCGUUUAACUUGUUUUAAAGUAAAUAGUUUGUGUGGCUAGUUUACCACUAAUUUGAUGCACUCAGAUUAACACAAUGUGGUUGUAGAUUGUACAAAUGUGCUUGAUUUUAACACAUUUAGGGUUUUUAACAGCUCUGAUAUUUAUUUAGAUAUGCAACAAAGCUAAAUCAGAGGUUUGUUCCUUAGUGCCUUGUUUUGGUUUGGUUUUUAUUUAGAAAUUGUGGCCUUUAUUAGACAUUUUCCCUCUUUGUCUGUGAAAUGUUUUACCUUCUACAGUAGUUUGGCUAAAAAUAAAAAUGUACACAAAACACAAUUCUCCCCAUACCCCAUGUGUAUCUGGAUUAUAACAGCAGAUAUGAACUAUCAGCACCACUGAAACUGUUCAAGUCAAGAUUAAUUCUACUGGCAGAGGACAAAACCUUAACUUCUGGAUUAUAUUUUUUAUAUAAUAGAUAGAUAUUACAAACCUACAUUAGCUAUGUAUACACUAUAAACAUUAAAAAUCUGCUAUAAAUUGUUAAUGAGUCGAUCAAUAAUGUUUCAUAUUCUAGGGUUACAACACGGUAUUACUAAACAGUGCUAAAGGCUGAAUAUUUAGCAAAGCUAAACUUAGCUAAUAGCAUUCUGUAGCACAAGUGCAAAAGUUAGCUACAUUUGGGACAAGAGGUACAUCAAACUGUCGAUGAACUGUUACAUGAACGUGUGAUGAACAUAUUUGAAAUGUGACUGACUGUCUUUAAAGUGUUCUGUGUGCAUUACAAGCUUUGAGAUGCUACUUCUAAAGGGCUCUGAUGAACUCCUUCAGGUCUCUCACUCAGCCUGACUGAAUCCCUGUGUGAGGUUUAAUGCUUCUGAUUUAUUUUCUUGUAAUUAAAAAGGAUGAAAGUUGAAA
Trichomycterus rosablanca is the source of this 4928-nucleotide messenger RNA. RefSeq names its product myotubularin related protein 10 (gene mtmr10). Gene Ontology annotation, molecular function: phosphatidylinositol-3-phosphate phosphatase activity. Gene Ontology annotation, biological process: phosphatidylinositol dephosphorylation. The coding region runs from base 77 to 2374 and encodes 765 amino acids. The record is from RefSeq and is a predicted model, not a curated record. NCBI's taxonomy places the organism in Eukaryota, Metazoa, Chordata, Actinopteri, Siluriformes, Trichomycteridae. The transcript has 16 exons. Gene Ontology annotation, cellular component: membrane; cytoplasm.